CCGGAAUGUGUAGUGUGAGGAGCUGUUAUUACAGUAGCAGGUGCUGAGGCUUUGCUGCUGGGUGGAAGAAUAUUGGCCAUCACAACUAAUGAGGCUGAAUGAAACUGGACUGCCCUGUCAGAGAUGAGACGGCUCGAUGAGUGCUUCAGCCAGGAUGACUGUGUGUGUUGUUAUAUUAUUACUAUGAUUCACGUGCACACGGUCAGGAGUACUGUUCGUGGAGUGUGAUAGGGUUCACCAUGUCUGAAGACGUGACUAAUUGCACCAUCAAUAACGACAUUCACCAGUACCUCUUCUCCACUGUUUAUAUCCUCGUACUGUUGGUCGGUGUUCCCUCCAACCUGUACUCUCUCUACCAUGCUGCUCUACAGCUGAAGCAGAAAAAUGAGCUGGGAGUUUAUUUAAUUAACCUCACUGUGUCUGACCUGUUAUAUCUGGCAUCAUUACCCUUGUGGCUCCAGUACUUCUUUCAGGAUGAUGACUGGCGUCAUCGAGAAUGGCUUUGUAAGCUGUGCGGUUUCCUGCUCUAUGAGAACAUCUAUAUCAGCAUUGGCUUUCUGUGCUGUAUCAGUCUGGAUCGCUACUUAGCUGUGGUGCAUCCUUUGAGGUUCACCUCUCUCCGCUCUAUGAGGGCAGCGUGGAUCGUUAGCACUAUCAUCUGGCUAAAGGAGCUGGCAGUAGGUGUGGUUUUCUUCCACCAUAAAGAGCUGAGCAGAAACCGCGAUAAUCAUUCCGUGUGCUUCGAGCACUACCCCAUGCAGUCGUGGGAGUAUCCAAUCAACUACUACCGCUUCACCAUUGGCUUCAUGUUCCCAUUGGCCAUUCUAUUGAUCAGUUACCUGUGUGUCCUUCGUGCUGUGGGUCGGAGCGCUGGAACACAACCCGAUCAGAAGAUGAGGAUCAGGCAGUUAGUCAGCAGCACCAUCCUCAUUUUCCUCGUCUGCUUCUCGCCCUACCACAUAUUCUUGUUAGUACGCACACUGCUGGAGCGGGACUGCCACUUUAUUGCAGCAAUAUUCAACUACUAUCACCUGUCACUGUUGCUGACCACGCUGAACUGUGUGGCCGACCCAGCUCUCUACUGCUUUGUCAGUGAGAGUGCCCGUCGUGGUUUGUACAGAGCAUUAAUCCGACCUGCUUCCAGAAUAUUCUGCUGCUGCUGUCGCCGCGGCAACACCAGUCCCACCAACCCGACCACCGAUUCCCACGAGGUCGCCACGGACGAGAACAACGGCCGACCAACUGUGACGUUGCUCACACACAGCACCACGCUCAACAACGCAAAAGCAGAUUCUGCCGGCAAGAACACAAUUUUAAUUACACAGAGUGACGAAAAAAAUGUCAUACCAUUGAUUGUACAAAAUAACGGCCACUCUAACAAAUGCAUGGACAUGGAUGGAACGCCUGGCUGUGUAAUAAACAUGAAGGAGCAGAUCCAAAAGAUGGAGAUGACUGAGGAAACUGAACAAGACCACCAGCUAAAAUGAUCAGGACUAAUCAGGGACCCUGCUGGCGGAGGCCUCAGGGCUUAGGAGAACAAGGACAGAUUCCUACAUUAUUAAAAAGUGAACCACAACUACCACAACUUACUUGUCUGUAAGGCUCAGUGUGGCAGUAAUAAGAGAGUACAGCCCACACAGCUGUGUUUACAUCAUUAUUGUUGAAGUGAAAAUGUUUUCUUUCUGUGCUUGUUCUCUUGACACAAUUGUUGUGUGUUUGUCCCGUUUUCAUUUCUAUGUGUUGUGUGCUUAGCAGAAAAUUGGUUGAAAUUCUUACCUCACAGCAACCACGUUCUGGUUUAAUAUUGGUCGGCUGAGACGUCACUGUAUGCAGUAGCAUGUUCUCUCUGUGUUUGGUUUUCUCCAGAUCAUCAUGUUUACUGGUGAUUCUAAAGUUCCCAUGGGUGUGAAUGUGAGAGUGAAUGUUUCUGUGUUAGCCUGGUGAUGUGUAAAGAUUUAGCACACCUCCAUCCCCUCGACAGCAUAAAGUGAGUAAAGAUGAUGAUAACCUGGUUGCCAGCAGUUACCAGUGUUCUUACGUUUCCGUUAAAAGAUGCAGUUUUUGCUGUACACAAAGAAACUGUAUAUAUGAGGCACAACCAAGUGGCAACCUUGUGGACUGAAAAAUGAAGCCACUGUGGAAGCCAAAAACUGCAGUUCCUCAAAUGGCCACUUGAGGCUCUUGAGGGAAGUGAAUUCACACCAACAGAUCUUUGUGUGAAAAUGUCCAAACUUUCCAGCAGAAAUAAACACAUCACAGACUGGUACGCAAACAGUUUUGGUCUCUAUAGCUGAUUUCUCCAUUUAUGAUGAUUAAAUAAUGAAGUUAUUUACAUGAAUAAGGCCAUGGCUGCUUUGAGUGACAGGCAGGUGGUCUCACAUCUAUGUUUCUAGGAAUUUGACAAAGGCAGCCUUACACUGAGUUUCAAAACUGCUCUUGAGUAAACCUAUGGGUAGCAUCACGAGGUCAAGCCUAAGACAAUAACUUCCUCCUGGGAGAUAAAGCAACAACUAGUCAGCAUGAGAACAAACCUACCAAAAUUAAAAAAUGGUGCUGAUAUCACCUUAUUUGCAUUAUGAACUGUCUCACUACAUGAACACAUUCUAAAUUAGGAGGGUUGAAUAUUUAUAAUGUAGUAGUAAAUUAGCUGGAUUGGCUGAUGUUUGAUAUGUGGUGCGACAAAAUGUGCUACAUUUUUGGGUGACGUGCAUUAUUAACUUUCAAGUCACAAUCUAAAUUAUAGAAAAGACUGUCCAUAAAACAAUUCAUUGCGUGCCAGAAAUAUACCAAGCACCAGCCUUUUCCUUAUAUAAAAUAACAUCCUUCAACAAGUCUUUACUGUUGACCUGAUUUGACUUUAAAACAAGGCCAUUGUGGUUGUUGCUAAACAGCUGACAACACACUGACAAACUGUUUUGUAUCGUCAGAGCACGUAUCACCACUCAUUUCCUUGUCAUUUGACCUAACUGUUCAACCCCUUAAGAUUUUGUAACAUUAACCCCGACUUCACCUUUGAAAAACAAUUUAAAUGACUUAUAGUGGUUUUACAAAGUGUUACUGAUUAUUUUGAACUAUUUAACAUGUGUGCUGGCCAUUUUAAAAAGACACAAUUUUGUAUGUAAGUGGCUUUGACUGACUUUGAUAUUUUUUAAUGCCGUUAUCAAUGAAUGCAGAAUUUCAAUUUUAAAAGGACAGUCUGUGGCUCUGCCUGCUACGUCAUAGAAAUCGAGGCAAAUCAUCUCCAGUGUCUACAUGUUGUUAUUUGCAUGCCUGAGAAUGGCACUAAACUGUAUUAUGAAUGUAAAAAUUUGAUAUAGUUAAGAGACUGAAUGUCAGCUUAUCACUGAAUGACAUUCGGCUUAAAAUAUAUACUCAUACAGAUCUAUGACUUUUAAAAAAAGGUUUGUAUGAAAGCGUCAGAAGCACAUGGUGGUGAUUUUCUGUGAAUCGUUAAGUGCAGUUGCUUUAAUUAUACUAAAAACACUAAAUUAUGGUCACAAUCUUUGGUGUUAUGGAACAUGGGCCAAACUUUAUAGUGGAAGACUGAACUGAAACACAUUGUGGUCACUUGUUAUGGAACUUUAACAUCAUGAUCAAAUGUUCAAUGAUAUAUCUUUAUGGUGAUGAAUGUCGUAUAGAAUAUUUUUUAUAAAGCUUUAAAACUGUAUCACAAAA
Mugil cephalus (flathead mullet) is the source of this 3675-nucleotide messenger RNA. RefSeq names its product ovarian cancer G-protein coupled receptor 1 (gene gpr68). Bases 240 to 1487 code for a protein of 415 amino acids. NCBI's taxonomy places the organism in Eukaryota, Metazoa, Chordata, Actinopteri, Mugiliformes, Mugilidae. The transcript is spliced from 7 exons. Gene Ontology annotation, biological process: G protein-coupled receptor signaling pathway; cellular response to pH. Gene Ontology annotation, molecular function: G protein-coupled receptor activity. Gene Ontology annotation, cellular component: membrane. The record is from RefSeq and is a predicted model, not a curated record.